Molecule: messenger RNA, 1221 nt
Organism: Cordyceps fumosorosea ARSEF 2679
Lineage: Eukaryota; Fungi; Ascomycota; Sordariomycetes; Hypocreales; Cordycipitaceae
Product: chromodomain-helicase-DNA-binding protein 4
Exons: 3
Coding region: 1-1221 (406 amino acids)
Molecular function (GO): metal ion binding
Source: RefSeq, a predicted model, not a curated record
AUGUCGUUUUGUGAUGUGCCCGCAUCCACCUCGCUGCUGCCUGAACAAGCACCACCGCCAUUUACGACACAGUCACAGCCAAGCGAGCAGCAGCAGCAGCGGCAGCAGCGGCAGCAGCAGCAGCACCAGUACGGCAGCGGCAUCAGCACCAGUAUCAACAUGAACAGGAGGGUCUGGAACGUGCAGCAGUCGGUGCAGAGCUCACCGGUCGACACCGCGUCGCUGAGCUUGCGCGGGAGCAUGCACCUGGACGGCGUCGGCGGCAGCUCAAGGCAGCACACAGCCUCGUCGUCGUGCGCGAGCGUCGGCUCCAACCCCGAGUCACUGCUGCCAGCGGGCGGUCCGGGUCUCGUCAACUACACGUUUGAGCGGCAAGCGUCAAAUGCCUUCAGUUACUAUCUCAGCCGCGGGAACGGGCAGUACACGAGGUUAAUACCGGCAGACACCCUGCCUCCGCUCAAAGACGUCCCGAGACUCGAGGAGGAGCACGACGGCAUGGUGAUACUCGAGCCCAUCGAGAAGCUGCAUCUCGAAAAUGCGAGGGACUGUCGUCAAGUCGUCGUAUCAAAGCAGCAGCCGUCACCUCUGCCAGACAAUCUUCAGAAACAAAUCGACUGCAUCGUCGCCACGAGUCCCAAGUCGACCAGGAGGGUCAAGAUUUACUGCGACAAGUGGAUUCACGAGGGCGUCUGCGCUUUCACGCAGCAAGGAUGCAAGUUCAAGCACGAGAUGCCCCAGGACGAGGCAACGCAGCAGUCCCUCGGCCUCUUUCACGGACUACCGACGUGGUGGAAGAAGCAUACCGAGGAUCAAAAUCGGCUGCAACGUCGAGGAGCGCCCAACACGCCGCCGCCGUCCUCCUCCUCGCCUGGGCUCUCCGGGACGGCAACGAUGAUGACGGCACAGCCAGGCGGCAAUGAAGCUCUGCGAGUCCGCAGUCACCCUGUGACUCCUCCGACUACUUUCGAGCCGCAGCUGCAGCAGCAAAUUAUACAGCCGCAGAUACAGCGGCAACAGCAGAUGCUACAACCGCAGAUACAACACCAGCGGCACCAUAUGCUGCAGCAGUUACAUCAACUGCAGCACAGCGUGCCGCCGAGAGAGCCGUCGAACGCGCAAGCCAGCUUCAUGCCGGGACCGACCAUCUGGAAGGCCCCAGGCUCGCAGUGGAUGCAAAACGGCAUCGUUCCGUUCGUUCGGGGGCCUAGGCGUGCUUGCUAG